AUGACGCCUGCACAGAUUGCUGGGCUGUCAGUUGCUGCAGUGGCAGCGUUUGUCUUGGCUAUCGGGCUCAUGGCCUUGAGCGUGUGGCUAAGAAGACGGAAGGAGCAGCGAAACACUAUGCUUAUCGAUGACAAGGGCCGGGGACAGCAGGACAAGGCGUUUUCGACACGGUUCUCGCAUUACGUUCCCGUACAAGGCAACUCUGACUCUGCAACGCAACUUCCACCCAUACCUGCACCGGCACUCGUUCAGGGGAGACGCCAGAAAGGAGUCCGCCCAGUGCAGCGGCUUGGAGUAGGAACUUCCAACAGCUCAUCCAACUCUUCAUUGCCAUUGGAUCAAAUAGGCGUGGCUAUAAGCGCAGAGCUGGAUGGAAAUCCUCUAGCUCCAAAGAAACCAGCACCGGCUGCGAUCCAAAAGACAAUUCCGGGUAAUAACCAGCCACAGGCCAGCAACGUCAUACGCCCCAUCAGUUCAAUGACAGAAGAGACUGUUUUUGAAGAGGAUGAACCAGGCUCGCAUCGCAGAUCCUCGAUGAUGCCGCCAACGCCUCAAGUUCCAGUCCUACCUAUCCGCUCAUUGCAACCCGCUAGGACAGCACCGUAUCCCAACAACAGCAACGCUCGUAGGAAUAGCCGAAACUCUGAGUUGUUUCUAGAAAUUCCGCCCAACAAGGGCGGACAGCAAUCGAAACGGAUGGUUGUUGCAGAACUGCCUGGGAACAGUGCGCCACAACCUCGUCCGCAGCCCGCGACACGCCCACGUCUCGCAUCGCCUUUCCAGCAGCCAUCCACAGCUACGUCAUAUCAGUCCAAAGCUACAACCGCAAGCUCGCGCGAAGACAGCACCUCGGGAGAUAUCAUUGACUAUUACUUUUCCAAUCAUCGAAGCCGUGAGGCGCCUAAGGCUAGCCCUACGCGCAUUAUUCGGCCUAAAGAGUCACCCAAAACAGUCGAGAUCAGGCCAAAGAAGUCGUCUAGUACGCUUUCUCGGACUUGGACGAACCAGCGUGAUUCGUUGUCUAGCCAGACGUCUUUUGAAACAGUCGAUGCCAACGAUCCGACGCCUGAAGACGAAGACGACCAGAAACAGCUUUCCGACGACAGCAAUGUACCGCAACUGUCACCGGUCGCGGAAUCUCCAAUUUCCAAUUUACGGUAUCCAAAGGUGCCGCGAGCCUCGAAUCAACUAGUAUCACGGAGCCCACAACAACACAGGUACCAGAGUCCACACCGGGUCCCGAGUGCAUCGUCACUUCUUCAUAAACGCAACAACACUCUUCCCCCGCUUCUUCUUGAAUCGCGGCCCCGACUUGAGAGCCCACAUCGUGACCCGUUCACAUCGCCGCCCCGCCGUGUCGUCAGCCCACCUCGUAACAACGGCCGCUCUCAUGUGCGUAGCAUCAGCGCCGAGUCAUGGAACAUGACACCCGCCUCUAAGAAUAGCAUUGAUAGAAAAAGCCGUGUGCAGAGCGGGGCGUGGGGUAAGAGCCCGGUCAUGUACGAGGAACAGGCUGUGAGGCCGCUAAAUGUGAGGAGGAAAAGAGAGGAUAUGACGGAAGUGAAUAUUGGAAGAGACGUCAAUGUUGACUUUGACGUAGACGGACUUAAGAGUCCUAUCUGGGUUCCAAGACUGACACCGAGGAAGAAGGGUGAAGACCUGUUUCUAGAGGUUGGGUGGGGAGAUGGUGUGCGAAGGUGA
Molecule: messenger RNA, 1701 nt
Organism: Bipolaris zeicola 26-R-13
Lineage: Eukaryota; Fungi; Ascomycota; Dothideomycetes; Pleosporales; Pleosporaceae
Exons: 1
Coding region: 1-1701 (566 amino acids)
Source: RefSeq, a predicted model, not a curated record